Ctenocephalides felis (cat flea) is the source of this 1053-nucleotide messenger RNA. Its product is annotated as serine/threonine-protein phosphatase 6 catalytic subunit-like. Gene Ontology annotation, cellular component: cytoplasm. Gene Ontology annotation, molecular function: protein serine/threonine phosphatase activity. Gene Ontology annotation, biological process: peptidyl-serine dephosphorylation; G1/S transition of mitotic cell cycle. NCBI's taxonomy places the organism in Eukaryota, Metazoa, Arthropoda, Insecta, Siphonaptera, Pulicidae. The record is from RefSeq and is a predicted model, not a curated record.
AAAAUGGCAGAUAUUGACAGGUGGAUUGAAAUAGCUAAAAAUUGUAAAUAUCUGCCUGAGACUGAAUUAAAAUUGUGUGAUUUAGUUUGUAGUUUGUUAUUAGAGGAAUCAAAUAUCCAACCCGUCAGGACACCAGUUACAAUAUGUGGAGAUAUUCACGGACAGUUUUACGAUUUAGAAGAAUUAUUUCGAUGUGGUGGACAGGUUCCUGAUACGAAUUAUAUUUUUAUGGGAGAUUUUGUUGAUCGUGGUUAUUAUAGUUUGGAAACAUUAACAAGACUAAUGACAUUGAAAGCAAGAUAUCCAGACCGCAUUACACUUUUACGUGGAAAUCAUGAAUCUAGGCAAAUAACUCAAGUGUAUGGUUUUUAUGAUGAAUGUUUAAGUAAAUAUGGUAAUGCUAAUCCCUGGAAGAAUUGUUGCAAAGUUUUUGAUUUACUUACAAUAGCUGCGAUUAUUGAUGAACGAAUUUUAUGUGUGCAUGGUGGUUUAAGUCCUGAUAUACGUACUUUGGAUCAAAUUCGUACAAUUGAAAGAAAUCAAGAGAUUCCACAUAAAGGUGCCUUUUGUGAUUUGGUUUGGUCUGAUCCUGAAGAUAUUGAUACAUGGUCUGUUAGCCCAAGAGGUGCUGGUUGGCUCUUUGGCGCUAAAGUUGUGGACCAUUUUAUGAGAAUAAAUGAUUUGAGUUUAAUUUGUAGAGCACAUCAGUUAGUACACGAAGGUUUUAAAUAUAUGUUUGAUGACAAACUAGUGACCGUAUGGUCUGCACCAAACUAUUGCUACCGCUGUGGAAAUGUUGCCUCUAUAUUAAAAUUCAACACAACAGAAGAAAGAGAAGCUAAAUUAUUUCAUGCCGUGCCAGAUGCUGAUAGAGUAAUUCCUCCCAGAGUAACAACGCCUUACUUUUUGUAAAUUGUUGCAUCCGUUAAAAUAGACAUAAUAUUCCAUAAAUCAUUAAAGUAUUGCCUAUUUCUAUACUGUACUUGUAAGUAAGUUACAUAUCUCCGAUUUAUUAAAUUUGUUAUAUUUUGCGAAUAAAUAUUUUAUAAAUAA